This is a messenger RNA of Baudoinia panamericana UAMH 10762, 1800 nucleotides long. RefSeq lists its product as uncharacterized. Bases 1 to 1800 code for a protein of 599 amino acids. The record is from RefSeq and is a predicted model, not a curated record. The transcript is spliced from 3 exons. Gene Ontology annotation, molecular function: hydro-lyase activity. Lineage: Eukaryota; Fungi; Ascomycota; Dothideomycetes; Mycosphaerellales; Teratosphaeriaceae.
AUGGCGGACAACCAGGACUAUGACCUCAACCAGCCCAUCUCUGGGACAGGCCUGCGGCAGGGUCUAACAUCCUACGGCGACGCCCAUUUCUCUCUCUUCCUGCGAAAAGUCUUCAUCAAGGCGGCCGGGUACGGUGAAGAUGCGCUCUCCAGACCUAUCAUAGGCAUCAUCAACACCGGCUCCGGCUUCAACCCAUGCCAUGCCAACGUGCCACAGCUCAUCGAAGCCGUCAAGCGUGGCAUCCACCUUCAUGGCGGCCUGGCCAUCGAGUUCCCCACCAUCAGUUUACACGAGUCUUUUGCGUCUCCUACUAGCAUGUUCCUUCGCAACCUAAUGUCUAUGGACACCGAAGAAAUGAUCAAAGCUCAACCCGUAGACGUCUGCGUCAUGAUCGGUGGCUGCGACAAGACGAUACCAGCACAAUUAAUGGGUGGAAUUUCGGCUAAUAAGCCCGUGCUUCCACUUAUCACAGGUCCGAUGAUGCCUGGAUCGUUUCACGGACAACGUGUCGGUGCUUGUACAGAUUGCCGUAGUAGCUGGGCAGCGUAUCGCGCAGGCGGUCUGGAUGUGGAAGACAUUGUUGGUAUCAACGAGGAACUUGCGCCUACCGUCGGCACCUGCGGCGUCAUGGGAACAGCGAGCACGAUGGGUUGCGUCACCGCAGCACUUGGAUUGAUGCCACUUGGCGGAGCCUCGGCUCCUGCUGUUUCUUCUGCACGUUUGCGGGUGGCCGAGCAAACAGGAGCCAUGGCUGUCUCCGUUGCAAGCAAUGUCGAGAGAUGCCGACCUCAAGCCAUACUUUCCCGUGAGUCGUUCUUGAACGCUAUCACAGUCUUACAAGCCAUUGGUGGAUCGACAAAUGCUGUUGUGCACCUCAUGGCAAUCGUGAACCGACACCCUGAGAUUGCAGGCAAAAUUGACCUUGCAACUGUGGAUGAGGUAGGUCGACGAACGCCGCUACUUGUCGACCUGAAGCCCAGUGGUGACAACUACAUGAAUGAUUUUCACAACGCAGGUGGCAUGGUGGCCUUGUUGCUCACUUUGCGGCCGCUAUUGCACCUUGACGCUCUUACCAUUACAGGAGAAACACUGGGCAAAGUGUUGGACGCGACACCAUUCAAACCAUUCCCGUACUCGAAGGAGCUGAUCCGACCACUGUCCAACCCGGUCUAUCCAGACUCUGCGUUGGUGGCUCUAUAUGGCAACCUCGCGCCCAAGGGCGCCGUCUUGAAGGCCGCAGCGUCGAAAGAUAGGAAACUGCUUGAAUAUGAAGGUCCCGCUGUCGUGUUCGAGAACACUGCAGACCUUGCUCAGCGCAUUGACGAUGAGAAUCUGAAAGUGACAGACAAGUCCGUACUUGUACUGAAAAGCAUUGGUGCGAUCGGCAACCCUGGGAUGCCCGAAGCUGGCGUCAUACCCAUUCCGAGGAAGCUGAAAGGCGUGACAGAUAUGCUGCGCCUGUCAGAUGGCAGAAUGUCGGGUACUGCAGGUGGUACAAUUGUGCUACACAUUUCGCCGGAGUCCGCCAUUGUGGACUCGCCGUUUGGCAUCGUGGAAGAUGGUGACCUCAUUCGUCUUAGCUUGGCGGAGCGCCGACUUAACGUAAAUCUUUCAGAUGCAGAGAUCGCCAAGCGUGUCCAGAAGCGGAAAGCUUUGCUGGAAUCUCAUGGUACCGCCGUUCACGGCAAGCGCAUCGUCGGCAGCAGAAAGCGAGGUUACAGGGGCCUGUAUGAGACGAGCGUGAACCAAGCAGAGAGUGGCGUAGACUUCGACUUCCUUACCGCGAACGGCCAAUCUUAA